AAUUCAUGCACACAAACAAUACACAAAACCAUAAAAAAACAUACCAAUGCUUUCCAUCACAUUACCACAACCACUCACAAUUCACUACCCAAAACAAACCAAGAAAAAAACACCAAUCCAAGUUCAUGCAAAAAAAACCAUAACAACUCACCAUCCUCACAAACCACAACCUUCUUCAUUAACAACACAACCAUCACCUCCUUCCACCACCACCACUUUCAUGGCCACAACAACCCUAAUAAUAAACUCUAAAACAACCACCAUCACCAUCCUAUGCACCUCAGUUACACUCCUUAUAUUCCUAUGCUAUAAAACAAUAACCCGGUGGCUUCGCCGGAGAUGCCUAUCUCUCCCACCGGGCCCUGCCGGAGUUCCAAUCUUCGGCAACCUUCUAACUCUCAACCCUGAGCUACACACUCACUUUGCCACCUUGGCAAAAACCCAUGGCCCUAUCUUUACCAUCAAGCUCGGAAACCGCCUUGCCAUAGUAAUCAGUGGGGUGGAUAUGGCCAAAGAGGUUCUCCGGUUGCAAGAUGACAACUUCGCCAACAGAAUAAUCCCGGCCGCAGCCAAGACAAUGGAGUAUAUAAAAUCAAACAUAGUUUCAUCUCCCAACGGCCCUACACUGCGUUUACUACGUAAAAUAUGUGUCAGAGAGAUGCUCGGAAAGGCAAGCCUUGACCGGGUUUACUGGUUACGCCAGCGAGAGAUGAAGUCACUGCUAAUACAUUUGGAAGAGAUGGCCGGAGAAGCAGUGGAUGUAGGGGCACAGAUGUUCUUGAUGGUGAUGAAUGUGAUAACAAGUAUGUUGUGGGGAGGGGUUGUGGAAGGGGAGGAGAAAAGGAAGGAGGUGGGGAAAGAGUUCAGGGAGGUGGUAGGGGACAUAACAGAGAUGUUAGGGAAGCCAAACUUGUCUGAUUUUUUUCCGAGGUUGGAGAGGUUUGAUGUGCAAGGGAUACAGAGGAAAAUGAAGGAGAAGUUGGUAAGGUUGGAUGGGAUAUUUGAGAGGAUUAUAGAGGAGAGGAAAAAGAAUGGUGGAGAUGGGUGUGAGGAUAAGGAUUUCCUAGGGUUUAUGCUAAGGAUGGAGAAGGAUGGGGGUGGUGAUGAUAAUAGUAAGAGUGGUGCCACUACUCCCUUUACUAUUAACCAUGUCAAGGCUCUUCUCAUGGACAUGGUGGUUGGAGGAACAGAGACAACAUCAAACACAGUAGAAUGGGCAAUGGCAGAGCUGAUUCAAAAGCCAGAGAUGAUGAAAAAAGCACAACAAGAAUUAGAACAAGUAGUAGGGAAGGACAAUAUGGUUGAAGAGUCUCACCUUCCAAAACUCACAUACUUGGGAGCUGUCAUCAAAGAAGUACUUAGACUCCACCCUGCACUCCCUCUCCUUGUCCCUCAUUGUCCAAACUCCACAUGCACCAUCAAUGGCUACACUAUACCUCAAGGAAGUCAGGUCUUUGUCAAUGUGUGGGCUAUUCACAGAGACCCUGCAAUAUGGGAAAAUCCAUUGGAGUUCAAGCCAGAGAGGUUUCUUGGUAUUGAUGGCAGUAAAUGGGAUUUUACCGGGAAUGAUUUCAGGUACUUCCCAUUCGGGUCAGGGAGGCGGAUAUGUGCAGGGAUUCCGAUGGCUGAGCGGAUAGUUGGAUAUGCAUUGGCUUCGUUGCUGCAUUCUUUCGAUUGGAAUCUACCAGAGGGAACCAAGCUCGACCUUUCUGAGAGGUUUGGGAUUGUUCUCAAAAAGGCCACACCGCUUGUCGCUGUACCAACUCCGAAGCUUUCCCAUGAGGUCCUUGCUUCCUGACCGAUUGCUCUUUUCAUACUGAGUUAAAAGAGUGUAUUAGAGAAUUCAUGAUUAAAAAUAUCUGGAUCAUUUGUAGCCCCAUUUAUGUGUCAACAAAAGUAACAACAUAAUUACCUUUUUAAUGA
Dioscorea cayenensis subsp. rotundata (Guinea yam) is the source of this 1923-nucleotide messenger RNA. RefSeq names its product geraniol 8-hydroxylase-like. The coding region runs from base 47 to 1798 and encodes 583 amino acids. The record is from RefSeq and is a predicted model, not a curated record. The transcript is spliced from 2 exons. Lineage: Eukaryota; Viridiplantae; Streptophyta; Magnoliopsida; Dioscoreales; Dioscoreaceae. Gene Ontology annotation, molecular function: oxidoreductase activity, acting on paired donors, with incorporation or reduction of molecular oxygen; monooxygenase activity; iron ion binding.